Fusarium sp. VM40 is the source of this 318-nucleotide messenger RNA. The record is from the annotation of a GenBank genome assembly. NCBI's taxonomy places the organism in Eukaryota, Fungi, Ascomycota, Sordariomycetes, Hypocreales, Nectriaceae.
AUGUCUGCUGCCCAGAACCAAGCUUUCCAGACCGCCGUCGUGGACUCCCGCAAGCUUACCUCCAAGCCCGGCCCCACUGAACUCCUCGAGCUCUACGCUCUUUUCAAGGUCAGCAACGGCGAUGACUUCUCAAAGGCCACCAAGCCCGGCAUGCUCGACCUCAAGGGCAAGGCCAAGUACAACGCCUGGAAGAAGGCCGUCGAGGAGGACAAGCUUACCCCCGAGGCUGCUCAGGAGAAGUACGUCGAGCUCGUUGAGAAGCUCAAGGUGUCCCACGGCUACGACGCGAACAAGGAGCCCGAGGCUGUCGGCGCCUAA